AUGGCCUCGAGGGAUCGAAAAACGACGCCUUUUCCUUGCUUUCUUCUUAUUCUUCCCUUCUUCGUUUUCGCUGAUAGGCACUCGCAUGACGAGAUGUUAUUUUAAAGUGCUUUUCUAUUUUUCGAGAUAUUUUUCCCAAUUUUCUAAGAGAGAAGCGGUUUUCUGUAGAAUUUGAAUAUACACUUAUCACCAUAGGUAAAGCCGGAAGGAGCCUUUUGAGGGUGCAAAAGGUUUCCUUUUUGCUUCCGUCCUCUCAUCGGCCUUUAUCCACCUUUUUUGAACCCUUUUGAGAUAUGAAUUGAGAAUAAUCUUCACCAGUGACCGUGUAUGAACCAAAAUGGGCCACAGUAAUAAAAUCGGAUCUCAGGGCCUUCCGGUACCUAAACUUUCUACUAAAAUCAAUGGCCGAGAUUUUCAGCAUCCUUUUUUCACCCUUUUUGCAACCUCUCCCUUUUUUAACCCUUUUUUGAGGCUUUUUAGCCCACCAAGAAUGAAAGGCUCAAUAAAGGCCGCAAAACGGAACCCUUUCAGGGGCCAUUUUGGAGCCCACCAAGAAAAAAGCUCAAUAAAGGCCGCAAAACGGAACCCUUUUAGCGGCCAUUUUGCAGCCUUCCGUACUUCAAUUUUUUAAAAAUUUUUUUCGAGAUACUUUUUGUCUACACAAAAAAUCUUGUAUAUUUAAAAAAUUACUAGAAUGGUUUAUUAUGACAUCGAAAGGUCAAACACUCAAAGAAAAUGACGGAACAAGCUCAGCGGAUGGGCUCGCUGCCAACAAGUUGAGCUAAUUUAACAGACCCCGCGUCCUUUCUUCUUUCCUUUUUUUUUUCGAAGCUGCCCUCCGUUUUGUUCCUUCACGUAUCCAUUCAUUUUUGCGUGCCUUCAAAUCUGCUUACGCCCUUGGAUUUUCUCCUGACAACCGACAACAAAUUGUUUUCGUUAUUUCUGAGAACCCCUCGCUAUAAUUAUUGGCUCUGGAAGUUUCAAUUAGAAGUGAAGAAAAAAAGAAUGAUGUGAGAUGAGGUAAACCAGAAGGUUACGUGAAAACGUCGUCAUUUUCACUGACCCCAGCUCAACUAACUCGACUAACUGCUUGGUGAGCUUCAACAGAAACGUCAUCACCUUUGCAAAGAACGGUCUUUAGCCACGAAACAAGGCGAAAAAGCACAGUUUUCCACCCUUGGGAUCGUUUAUUUGUGCAAAGAAUUGUCAUGUACGAACCGAAAGCCUCGACCGAACCCAUUCGAUUUCUGCUAUUUUUCUACGUUUUUUUCGUUCCCGCUAAAAGCAGAAUUCUAGUUCAUUAAUUUUUCACACGUAAUUCAGAUCUAGAAAACUUACACGAAAACCUGAGAAGGUAGAUCAUUUUCUUUGCGGUUGGGAUUCUCCUGAAGAUUGGUCAGAACUUGAACUCAAAAAAAAAUCGAAAAAAAAAAUUGGUCAGAACUCAGAACAAUGCUUCUUGAUGUACCAGGAGACGAUUCUGAAAGUUUCAACCUGCACAAUUUCCUCGUUUUUGAGAAAGUACGCCUCAAUGAAAACUCAAAAUCGGGCUAUUUUUAGGCUUUAGGUCUUUAUUUUUCGAUAACUAGGAAAUUGUGCAGGUUGAGACUUUUAGGAUCUUCUUCUGGUACAUCAAAAAAGGUUCUGGCAAAUUUUCAAGUAAUUCCCAACCGCAAAGUAAAAAUGACCUUCUUUGUGGCAGCUCAAAGCUCCCCUUGGAUUUCCUCGCCUUUAUAUAGUCUGUGUGCCACGACUUGAAAUUUCAUGGAACGACACUCCGCUGCGUGGCCGUGAAAGCGUCUUCGCCUUUGCGAAUCUCGGUCGCGCUUCCAAAUUUUUUUUUGUUUUCCAUUUAUAUUUCGAUUUGUUUUUUUCGUGCCAAACAAAAAAUAAUAAUAAAAACAUAAUUAUUAUGAUGAGGAUCUAGAAUAAAAGAAAAAAUGAGAAAGCGACCGAGUUUCGCAAAAGCGAGUUGCUUCGCGACAGCGCGCAUAAGAACCGCAAGAACAACGGAGUGUCGUUCCAUGAAAUUUUGGCACAUCGACUUAGGAGAAUUUUCGUUGAAAUUCGAAUAAAUUAGUUUGUUUUCUCCGCAAUAGGCACCUGAUCCAGACAAAAUUGAGAAAUGCAACCCAACCCGACUCCUUCUCCCAUUCCCCGCCACAGAAAAAAAGAGCAUUCCUGUAAUUAAUUUCCCAGAAGCAAUCCUAUUUUGACGACUGAAAAUCGUGUCUUGAAAUUGCGUCACAAAACGACGCUUCGACUUCAGAUGACGUCAUCCAACAAUGGUGUAAAACUGGUGAUCUUCGACAAGGACGGCACCCUGCUCGAUUUCAACAAAAUGUGGCUUCCCUGGGCCGCCAACACCGUCCGACUGUAAGUUGAGAUCACAAUCUUUAAACUAUAGAUUUUCAACUUAGAAAAAUAUUUUUUUAGACUGGAAGCAGCUACGAAACUUCCCGUCGGUCCAGCCGUGUACAAGACCCUCGGCGUCGACCCGGUCAAAGCCAAGGUAUUUCCUCUUCUUGGCUCUCAACUCGAGAAACUUGCUAGACAAUUAUGUACCUCCAGAGAAAUUGUGUCCCCUUGGGAUUUUUAAAGUGACCCCUACAGGGGUUAGGGGGGAAAACAGCCCCUCUAGGGGUAAAAUGAAGAUGGUCGGGGGCUUAGGGUCUACCCAUUAGCCUUUAGAGCUCAAGUGGUCCCUAUAGGGGUCUUUCAACUUUGUUUAAGAAAACGCUCAUUUAUUCUGCUUCUUCGCAUAGAGUACAUAAAGAUUAUCGAUUAGCAUGUCCCCUAAAGACAAGUUCUAGUGGCCCCUAUAGGGGAGGGUCAUGUAGUCCCUAGAGAGAACCCUCCAAGAGCCCUUAAUGUUACCCCUAUAGGGAUCACUCUGAGGUUCCUGAGUAGGUAACAAAUCCAUCUUUUCGUCCGCAAAAAAUUGGAAAAAAAAUGAAUUAGAGUUUCCUCAGAAACCUCGCUCUACAUAGUAUAUUUUUGAUAGAAAACGCAAUUUUUCUAAAAUUUCACUGAAUGAAAAAAAACGCACUUCCCAGAUUUUCGAGAAUUUGAAAAAUAGAUAUGAUGCGCGUUUCCUAUGCUGACGUGAAAGGCGGGGGCGAGUCUCACGUUUCAAAAAGAACUGGCGUCGAGCCAGGAGAAGACUUUUUUUUUCGGCGAUGCAUUGGAUACCCAUCGGGGUAAUCGCAUUUUUGAGUUGUACUACGUGUCCAAUCCCAUUUCAAAGUCUCAUUGAGCUUUCUUUCUGAAUUUCGAGACUAUUUUGAGGCAAAGAAGGCUGCAAUUUCCAUGGGAAGAAGGUAUAAUCCAAAAAUACGAAUUCCGGACUAAUUUAACGUUUUUCAAGCAUGUAAUCAGUAUCACUUACUAGGUAACUGUUCUAAAAUUGGAUAAACUUAUGAAUAUAACAUAAUUAUAAUGCCGGGAUCAAAGUGAUUCCGCGAAAUCCAAAAUAGCCGUCAGAGAAAGAAAAAGAUAACUAGAUUUUGGAGAGUCAGAGAUACUUUUGCAUUUUGUGGAAAUCAUGAUUUUUUUUCUCUCUAAAGCGUGGAAGUUAAUGAUUUCACGUGGAAAGAAGUGAAUGAUAAAAUUUUUCUUUCGAGACGGAAUAUAUCAAAAUUCUACCACUCUAGGCAGUACUUUCUAAUGAAGGAUGAUAAAAAUUAUGAAUAGUCCAUUUCGGAAACUUCUACAGGUCUCAAUGGGCUGCCUGGCUGAGAAGACGUUGACUGGGGUCCGUGAAGACGUCGCUCUCACCUUGCAGGUACAGUUUGAAGAGAACCACGGCGUCAAAAGAAGUCUUCAGACCUUUGGGGUGAAUCCGAUAGAAGCGGCGGCGAUAGUCGAAGGCUGUGUUCCGGAGGCGAGCACGGGAGCGACGGCGCCGGUCUGCGACCUCAUCUUCCUCUUCCAGACGCUCAAGGCCAUGGGCAUCAAGUUGGCCGUCUGCACUGCUGACAGCCGGUUUGUCCAUCUUUUGCGACUCGAGAUUGAUGAUUUCAUAGGACCGCCACCAUGGAACAGAUGAGAAUGCUCGGUGUGGCACGUCUUCUGGAUGACAUCGUGUGCGGCAACGACGUCGGCGUCAUCCCGAAACCUUCUCCACACUGCGCCAUGCACAUUUGCAAACGUCUCGGCGUCGACCUCAAGGCAAGUCCACAGAUCCGUUUCAGUUAGAAAUUCCUCCCUUCCCUUGUGGGCUGACGUUUGGCCCGUCGACGUCAUCGCUCCGUGCGCUCCUUUGGGAAAAUGAUGUGAGAAAGAGCCACAAAGAGUGUCUAUUUCAGGAAGCGAUAAUGGUGGGCGACACGAUCGCCGACCUGAAGAUGGGCCGCGUCGCCGGUCUUCGCGCUUCGGUCGCAGUCAUGACUGGCGUCGGAACGCGAGAAACUCUCAAGGAGUACACGGAUUACUUUGUGAGAACUUUUGUGAUUUUUUUUUGUGGAUUGAGUUUGAGAAAGAAUAUCUGGCUGAAAAAAUGAGCUAGGUUAUUUUAGUUUUCUUAAAACUUCACAUAUCUUAGAUCGAAGCUUUGUAGAUAGUCUACUGCACUUAAUUUUAUUUUGAACACAAUUUUCUCAGUUGGAAGACGUGAGCGAGCUGCCAAACUUGAUCAGCAACGUCAUGAACGAAGACACAAAACGUGGAUGA
Molecule: messenger RNA, 4671 nt
Organism: Caenorhabditis auriculariae
Lineage: Eukaryota; Metazoa; Nematoda; Chromadorea; Rhabditida; Rhabditidae
Source: the annotation of a GenBank genome assembly